AUGGACGUUGAUAGCGGGCCCGGAGAGGCGAUUCAACCUCCGGAGUCUACAGAUGGGCGCGUCUUUUAUCGACCUUCCCCGGACACGUAUAAGCCGCGGAAAAAGGUGUUGGACGAGGCCGAAAUCGAAACGGUGACGGCGGAUUGGCAUUUUUCAGAUGAGUUCGUAUCCACCCAGGAGCCUGGCUCAUUGGUGGAAAACAAGUUGCCAUGGCAGGUAAAGUGGUACCUCCGCUUCGUCCCGCCGAAGAGCCCGGAAGAGCUGGAGAUCGGAAAACACUGGCGGUACGAUGCGCCUAGCCUCGACGGGUUACUGUCGGUCGCACCGGAGAAACCUACCGUGCUUACACCGACACCGUUGGGGGGGCUGAAGAGCAUGGCGAUGAAGGUGCUCUCGGGGAUCGUGCAGGACUCGCUCGCGCAAAACUCGUUUCAGAAGGCCUGCGAGGGGUACAUCACGAGGGACACGGCCGGGAGCACGGUCUCAUCCCAGCUGCGCAUGCCUGAGGGGCAGAGUGGCAAUAAGCGCUCCAUACUCGAGGCCUACACAUCGCAGAAGGAAAAGGCCAAAACGGCCAAGACUUCUUAG
Messenger RNA from Babesia bigemina, 588 nucleotides. RefSeq lists its product as hypothetical. The record is from RefSeq and is a predicted model, not a curated record. NCBI's taxonomy places the organism in Eukaryota, Apicomplexa, Aconoidasida, Piroplasmida, Babesiidae. Bases 1 to 588 code for a protein of 195 amino acids. The transcript has a single exon.